Mixia osmundae IAM 14324 is the source of this 6201-nucleotide messenger RNA. RefSeq lists its product as uncharacterized. Gene Ontology annotation, cellular component: endocytic vesicle; membrane; Golgi apparatus. The record is from RefSeq and is a predicted model, not a curated record. The transcript has 9 exons. NCBI's taxonomy places the organism in Eukaryota, Fungi, Basidiomycota, Mixiomycetes, Mixiales, Mixiaceae. Gene Ontology annotation, biological process: retrograde transport, endosome to Golgi; endocytosis; intracellular protein localization. The coding region runs from base 1 to 6201 and encodes 2066 amino acids.
AUGAGCCGACCAGACAGUCUGAAGCUGGUGGAGCAGCCUCAGACUGAUGGCUUAGCUAUGGACAGGUCGAUUUUCGUGCUUGACCAGGUCAAAUUGGCUCAAGCCGUCAGCACGGGUCGAGGAGAGAUAUACUUGCUCACUUGGCUUGCUUCAGUCGAGCAAGCGCUACACAAAGGCUCGAUCGAGCUUGUCCGAGCAUGUCAGACCAAUUUAGAGCAAACUCUCUUGCGCCUCAUCGCUGGUAUAGCGCCAACGUCGCCCACGACCGUCGAGCCUGUACCCAUGCCUCGACCAGGACGACCGCUGCGUCAAUUUGUAGCAAGAUGCUUCAUCGUCCUGUACACGCGAGCAGAGACAAAGACGCUGUUCGACACCGUCAGAAAGCUCAUCAACGCCUUGCUGGGACUUGAUCAGCCUGAUCAGAUCACGACUCCCACUGCAGGCUCUACACCCACUCUCAGCAGCUCAUCUGGCUCGGGCACAGUGCCCAAGCCGACACUGCAGAGCGAGAAGGAGAUCAGAGUGGCGCAACUCUAUCUCUUGGGCGAGUUGAUGUACGCGCUCGGUCAAGGUGUCAUGUCACAGUUUGUAGACACCAUCCUUGCCUGUCAAAAGCUCUACAGGGCAUCAGCACAGCCCGUCGUGGUCAGACAUGCUGCACUGGUCUGUUUGCGGAAGACAUUGUCAAUGGGCGCACUUUCGCUUGCCGAUGGGCUGGCUCGAGAUUUGCUCAAGCAAUUCAGAAGUCUGCUGAAUGAUCGCAGCCCGCCAUUGCAAAAGGCCGCUGCCGAAUGUCUGCAGGCUUAUCACGAAGCCACUGCUAGCUUGGCCUUGUCCGAUCUUGACGCGACGCUGUCCGCAUGCUUUCGUGCGCUUGAUGCUGCAGACGUGACCACCCGUCGCUCAAUCGCACGCCUUGUGUCCGGUCUGCUGGCUAUGUCGCAGAUCGAAGGCUCGGCACCGCGUGUAGAGAAGACGAAGAAAGCGGCUUCGAAGGACGUCAAAGGCGCUGAUGACGAUGAUGAAGUCGCUCCUCCUCCUGCCGGCGAAGAAGCCACGGCAACGCUCUUGACGCCCUCGGCCAUGCUCGCACAGCUCUCUACACCCUAUAACAAGCCCAGCACGACCUCUUCGACUCGCGUCGCUUUGAUCAAUAUCUAUGCAAUGCUCUUCACAACGCUCGGCCAAGCAUAUGUCGAGCAGUACUACGCCGACAUACUCAGACAUCUCGUCAAUGAUCUUGCAGGCUCCGUCAGAUUCACGUUUAACCGUAAUGAGGCGCUGGCGACCCGAAAACUGAUCGCAAUCUUACUGCGCGAUGUGCUCGCAGAAAGGCUACUUUCCGAGCAAGGUCAGAUCCUCGCGAUCGGCGAGCUGACUCGCAUCUACCUCGCAAAGUGGCCGUCCGAGCUACCAGGUACGACUGCGCCCAGUAAAGCUGCUCUCGUCUUGGCACUGGGCGAAGUCACUGGGCUCCUCAGACAACUAGGUAGCGCGCCUUCUCAGAUACAGUCACUCCUUCAAGAACCGCUCCAACGGCUCGCCGGGCAUCCAAGUCAUUCUGUUCAGGUUGCUGCUGCUGCAACGCUCAAGGCAUUUUGUCUAGCUGUUCCCAAUCAACUAGAAAGCAAUAUUGCCUACAUGCGGGAGGCGAUCGUAAAAAGCACAGCAUUACUAGCGACCCCCAACGCUUCGCCAGUCCUUGCCCGUAGAGCUGCCGGUCAGGCAUAUGCGAUCUCUGCACUGAUUAGUAUCGUCUCAUCGAAGCCGCUGUAUGUUGCCUUUGAUAGCAGCAACAAAUGCUUUACUCUAUCGCUCGAUUUGCUUAAAGCGAGCGGAGCACACGAGCUGCACAUCUCUUCCGUCGAGAUACAAGUCGCCUGGACGAUCCUUGCGGCUCUCAUGACGCUUGGCCCGAGCUUUGUUAGGCCGCACCUGUCGCAAUUCCAGAUGCUCUGGAAGAAUGCACUGCCCAAACCAACAGCCAAAGACAUGGCUGCAGCCAAUUCACGCUCCGAUACUGAAUGGGGCUUCCUACUGCAUAUCCGCGAGUGCAGCUUGGGCUCGAUCUAUGCCUUUCUGAAAUACAAUCAGACGAUCAUGACGUCUGACAUCUCUCGCAAGCUCGUUGCGCUGCUCAGCAACGGCUUCGCAUUCCUCAACGCCUUCAUCUCGCAGAAGAGCCUUUUGGUGCUUCAGCAGUCUGCUUCGACUUCUUCUGUACUGCGCCUGGUCGACCGAGAAAUGCUCUUUCGACGUAGGCUGCUCCAGUGCUUUGCAUUCGUGGCGACUUCUGCAGCUGCGGAGCCUCUACAUGCCGGCCUGCUAGGCUCCUGUCUGGCUGUCAUUGCUGAUCCAGAACGCUUUCCCGGGGCACAGGUCGAAUCGGCCAUCGCUGCUGCCUCUGCAAACUACACGACAGUAUGGGAGAUGACCGAUGGCUUUGCGGGCGGUGUGACGAGCCUCAUGACUCCGAGAGGACUCGCCAUCGAUGCUCCGGAAGGAUUGCAGCGCAGGACAAGACUGAAUCGUGACGCGAUAGAGAAUCUCAUAGACGAGCAGCUCGAGCAGCCGCUAGCGCUGCAACGCGAAUUCGACACUGCCUUGCUGCUGCUGAGACCGAACGCGACGCAAAGGACGGAAGCUCCUCCGCCUGCGAACGGCGUUGUUGACGCAGCGAUCCAUCUCCUGGCACGCCUCGUGCCUUACCAAGAUCAUGGGAUUCAGCACAAAGUCAUUCAACAAAUCCUGAACUGCAUCAAUUCUCCUAGGCUUGAGCGAAUACCUGCUCGGCGCAUGGCGAUACUGGUCAAUAGUACGGCCGUGGUCUUGGGAGCACUGCGACGCUCAAACGGCGUGCAACCUUCUCGGGCUCACGAGGUUCUCACGCUUCCGUAUAUCAGCGGCCUCUACAGAGAUGUCAUCAAGGCAUCUUUGCUCCACUCGGAUACGCGACUGCGUGCUGCGGGCAGCGAAGCUCUGGGUCGGCUUUGCUCCAUAGCCGGCACGGCUUUCAUGGCCAAUCAGAUCCAGUAUUGCGUAAGCGAAGUCGUCCGGAAUACAGAUCCUAAUGGGAGGGCGGGUUGUGCGCUUGCAUUUGGCGAGAUCUACUCCUACGUAGGUGGUAUGGCUGCUGGGCCGGUGCUCAAGACGAUCGUCGAUGUCCUGAUGUCACUCAGCUCUGAUCCGCAUCCUACGGUUCACUACUGGGCACUGGAAUCGCUCAGCAAAGUCAUGGACUCUGCGGGUCUGGCUUAUGCGAUGUACACCAACGCAACACUUGGCAUGCUGACGCGAUUGUACAUGCAAGACAGUCACGAGCCGGAGGGCGGCUCGGCUAUCACCGUCUACCUGCGGGGUGAUCUACCUGCCUAUCAAGCAUUCUGCCGAAGCAUCGACGCUGUCAUUGGUGUCCUCGGGCCAGAGCUGCGAGAGUCCGCGAGAGUACGCGAAAUCGUCUUACUGCUGCUCACUGAACUCGCGCAAGAUCCCGAUGAGGGUGUCAUUGUAGAGGCUCUGAAAGCGACACAGCGCUUCUUGAUCUUCGCAGCAGAUCAUCUCGACCUCGCUGAGCUUGUUGGCAAGCUACGAGGCUUCCUUGCCGCGUCACGCCAGCCGCUGCGAAUUGCUGCUGUCAACAGCGUUUAUCAGCUGGUUCAGCGCGACGCGGCAUCAGUAUCACGACUGGGUGGCGAUAAGCUCGUUGAAGAGCUGUUUGCGCUUCUCGACGAUGAUCCGACCAUCGACGGCGUCAGGGAUGCGAUAGCGAGCUGGCUCCGCCAGACAGCAGGCGAUAAUCCAUCUGCAUGGAUUGAUAUCUGUCAGCGCAUCAUGGUCAAGUCGACUGCAACAAAAAGAAUUGCUGCAGACCAAGAUGCGGUAGGCGGAAGGCAAGCAGGCCUUGUCGACGAAGAGUCGCAGGGACUCGGUCUCGAGAUGCAAGGGCCGAAGCUAGGCGGUGUACGAGCGGCAGCGUCCUCCAAUAAUAUAGCGCGAUGGCGUACACAGCUGUUCGCGCUCGAAUGCUUGCAUCUAGUCUUCGUCACACUACUACGGUCUGGACGGAGAGAGCAUUUCGAUGCUCGACUAGCGCAUGCCGCAGGUCCAACGAAACGCUACCUGCUGAUCAAUCGCGUUCCGGAUCUCAUCAAAAUGGCUUUCAGCGCUUCGACGGCGCAUGUCAUGGAGAUCCGCGUCGAGGGCCUCGCUGUCCUGCGUGACGUUAUCGAGAACUUUCGCACGGCCGAGGAUCCGGAUUUUGCCGAUGCGCUCUUACUUGAGCAGUAUCAAGCGCCAAUUGCUGCCGCGUUGACGCCUGCAUUCGCCGCUGAUUCUUUCCCGGAAGUGCUCUCAGCAGGCAUACAGGUCUGCGCGACCUUUGUUGGCAGCGGCAUUAUCAAGGAGAUCGAUCGAAUGGGUCGCAUACUCAAGUUGCUCAUUAGCGCGCUUGAAAGCUGCAAAGAUCCUGAGAUGCAUUCGAUGGGCGAAGUGCAGCACCUUAGCUCGACUGCAGUCGUCAUGCUCAAAACGUCCAUUUUCGCUGCAUGGGCGGAAUUCCAAACAGCAAGCGUCAAGCAGCCUUAUCUGUUGAAAGUCAUCACACCGUACCUCGCGGUUCUGUGUCCAUUCUGGGUCGCAUCUCUGCGAGAAUAUGCCUACUUUCGAGGCAAUCCGGAGCUAGCAACAUCAGAUUCAAAUGCGACGGCCGACAAGGGCUUGACGCGCGAUGUCGCACUGCCGUAUUACGAGAACACGUGGCCACAUAUGCUCGAUGCUGUCGGCUCACUGUUACGUGCUGAUAGCCCAGAGAUGAUUGCUACGCUAACCGGGGCGCCAAUUUCGAGUCCAAAACGAGCACAAUCGACAGCCCCGACAGGAGAUGUGCACAUCGCCCUUGGACUCGCUUUCGAGCUUCUCGCUGACGGCGCGCUGUCCGAAAGCCAGCACAGAAUAGCGGAGACUUGCUUGAGCGCUCUCGAAGGCCUUCUGCGGCCGUCGGUGUCGGGCGACUACGCGCUUCUGCCAGCGGUGUUCAACGAGAUUUGCCAUUUGUCCUAUCGCAUCAUCAGCACUGAAGACUCGACUCUCCAGCUGCGGGUCAAUGCCCUCCUGCUAUCUCUGACACGGCAUCGUAGAGCUGGAACUGGGCGUGGUGCGGUCCACAUAAACGGCAAUGUCAACGGAUCAUCCGACGUGUCACAAAUGACACAGCUACUUUCCGUCGCACUAGCAUCGCUCUCGGAAGCCGUGCCAGCCACACGCCCCUCGACUUCGCGAGCUGCGCGACAGGGUCAAGACGUGUACGUCAAAUUAGUCGUCCAGACGAUCUCGUUCUUCCUCGACAUUGCAGACAAUCAGAGCGACUGCGAUCGACAGCAUCUUUAUGCCUUUGCCUUGGAAAUCUACGGCAGAAUCUUGCGAGACGAAGCUUUUGCUUUCGAUCUUGUACCAGCAACUUUAGGAUCACUGCAGGCAAUCGCAGCUCGAAUGGGCGCUGACAGUCCGAGCCUGCUCGGCUUUCUCGCAGUCUCCAUACGCGAAGGACGUCGUUUACAAGCGCAAAACGACCGCGCUACGCAAAACAAGCUGAAGGGUCAUAUUCUUGCCUCUUCGCUUGUGCUCACAUCAUUAUCGCGCUCGACGAUACUUUAUCAAACGCUUCUCGACGACUUUGGCCGACUGAUGUCGUCUGCGGCUAAUUCCGAGACAUUCGAGAUCGCAUCUACUGCCAGUCACUGCUGUCGGACCAUUUUCACCACAGCCCUGAAGAGUAACACUGUGCUCCGCCGGUGCUUCGCUGCGAUUCUGCCAGCCCUUAUCGCUCGUCUUCUGCGUUCCAGACGCAUACAGGAAAGCGAAGGCGAAGUAGCGCUUGCAAUUGAUAUUAUUCGCACUCUGGCCCUUGUAGCCUCUGAUGCGCCUGCAAACCAUCGCGAGAACAUGCUGGCAAUGGUCUUGCCGGCACUUGUCAUGCUGCUCGAUCCUGACAACGCGAAGGCACCGCUGCAUCUCGCAGCGGUCAAACAAAUAGUCGAUCUGGCAGCGCUGGAUCCACUUGCGUUUAAGCAAACGACUCAAGGCCUCACGCCAGAUGGUCGAGCAUCUCUUCAGCUGGCCGUUCGACAGACGAUGCAAGGCGGCCAUACAACACGCGCGCCACUGACAAAGGCAGCUCCCACUAUUUCACUCAAAGCCUUCUAG